UACGGUGUCAUCAGCCAGCCCCUCCUCCUGCAUGACGGUGUCACCUGCCAGCUCCUGUGCUACGGUGUCAUCAGCCAGCCCCUCCUCCUGCGUCACGGUGUCACCGGCCAGCCCCUCCUCCUGCGUCACUGUGUCACCAGCCAGCUUCUUCUCCUGCGCCAUGGCGUCACUAGCCAGCUCCGGCUCCACAGUGUCACCAGCCAGCUUCUCCCGCUCCAGUGCCACGGUGUCAUCUACCAGCUCCUCCUCCCUCGCCAAGAUAUCAUUGCCACCAGCUCCCGCUCCACACCGUUACCCACUGCUCCACAGCGCCAUCGGCCAGCUCCUGCUCCACGCAGUCAACUUCCUGCUCCUGUUACACGCCACCAGCCAGUUCCUGCUCCAAGGUGUCACCAGCCAGCUCCUGCUCCUACGCCACGGUGUCACCUGCCUGCUCCUGCUCCACGCCGUUACCUACUGCUCCACGGGGUCACCGGCCAGCUCCUGCUCCAUGCAGUCAGCUACCUGCUCCAGCUCGACAGUGUCACCUCCAGUUCCGGCCUCCAGCCAGCUCCUGCGCCACAGUGUCGCCUGCCAGCUCCUGCUCCUUCGACAUGGUGUGACCUGCCAGCUCCUGCCCCUGCUCCACGCUGUCCCCAACCAGUUCCAGCUCCACGGGGUCACCAGCCAUCUUCUGCUCCCUGCUUCACGCAGUCUCCAGCCAGUUCCAGCUCCACGGGGUCACCAGCCAUCUUCUGCUCCUGCGCUGUGGUGUCUUCAGCCUGCUGCUGCUCUACGGGGUCACCAGCCAGCUCCUGCUCCUGCUCCUGCUCCUGCUCCUUGGUCUCGCCGGCCGACUCCCACUCCUGUGCCGCGGUGUCAUCAGCCAACUCCGCCUGCUCCUGCGGCGCACUGUCACCAGCCGGCUCCUACUGCUGCUUCUCGGGGUACCUGGCCGCACUUCCACUGCGUGGGAGGUGGACUUCAGAGAAGCCCAGCCUUCAGUAAGGUGGCAUGGUUUGAUACGGGACAGUCAAGCAACUAGGUAAAAUGUCUUAGCCAAAAGGUAGUUAAGGAGUACAUUUAAACCAUUUCCCAUUACCCUUGUGGUUCACUAUGCCACGUUAGAAAGAGUAAAUAGUGGUAUACAAUAGUAUUGUAUACCAAGCGGGGAGUGUGCUGUCUUGUCAAUAGUUGGGUGUAAGUGUUCCCCCUGGUGUUAAUAUCGGGUACUGCAUCUAAAGGAUCAGAUUUCCUGUUGCUACGCGAUGCGCUUGCUUUCUGACCAACCUGAAACAAGCCGUUGCCAUGUUCUUCACCUGAAAACGAAAUCGCUAAAAACCUAGAGAUGGAACUAACAUUUUACAAAUUGGUAUGGUUCAAGAAGUCUUCAGUAAAGCAUUGAAAACUGGA
Engraulis encrasicolus (European anchovy) is the source of this 1392-nucleotide messenger RNA. RefSeq lists its product as uncharacterized. Lineage: Eukaryota; Metazoa; Chordata; Actinopteri; Clupeiformes; Engraulidae. Bases 32 to 1024 code for a protein of 330 amino acids. The record is from RefSeq and is a predicted model, not a curated record. The transcript is spliced from 2 exons.